Prorocentrum cordatum is the source of this 2466-nucleotide messenger RNA. The record is from the annotation of a GenBank genome assembly. NCBI's taxonomy places the organism in Eukaryota, Dinophyceae, Prorocentrales, Prorocentraceae.
AUGGUGCUCGUCGACGUCGCGUUACUGUCCACUGGUCAGCGGUAUCCGAUCGACCCCGUUGGUCUGGAGCCCGCGGUGCGCGACCCUCUUGUGCUCGUCAGGGUCGCGCUGCUCGACUCCCCGGUGCACGUCGCCGAGCUGAUUGUCGCAGUUGUGCGCGUCGGCGACGCGCUGCUCGAUCCCUUAGCAAGACCCGUGGUGCACGUCGCCGACGCGCUGCUAGUCCCGCUGGCCCCCGUCGCCAGGCUGCUUUUCACGGUGGUGCUGGUCAACGACGUGCUCCUCGACUCCGCGGGGUGGAUCCCGUGGUACUGCACCCAGUUGUGCUCGACAGCGCUGGCCAGCGACAUGUUGUCCGACUCUGUAGUGCUAGACCCCGUGGUGCCCGACUCCGUUGUGCACGACACUGGCAUGCUGGCGUCACUGGUGCACGUCGUCGCGCCGCAUGUUUCGGCAGUGCUCGUCGGCAUAGUGCUGCUCGACCGCGCCAUGUUGGAUCAGGUGCUUCACGACGCCUCUGCGCUGGUCAACCUGGUUGUGCUCGUCAGGGUCGUGCUGCUGGUCCCCGUGGUGCUCGUCGCCGCGCAGCUCGUCUCGGUGGUGCACGCCGGUGACGUGCUGCACGGCUCUGUGGUGCCCGGCCCCGUGGUGCUCGUCACCGUCGCGCUGCUCGACUCACCAGCGCUCGUCGCCGUGCUGCUUGUCUCAGUUGUGCUAAACAACGACGCGAUGCCGGACUCUGUUCUGCUGGAGCCUGUAGUGCUUGACUCCGUUGUGAAGGUCCUCGUCGUGCUGCUCGUCUCACUGGUGCCCAUCGUCGAGCUACUGGUCUCAGUUGCGCUGGUCGGCGACGUGCCACUGGACUCAGUAACCGGAGCCUGUGGUGAUGGCCAAGGGAACAAGACACAAGGGAGUCGGUUGCACACCGUGCUGCUCGGCGAAGUGCUGCUGGUGUCCGUAAUGCUGGACAAGGUAGUGCUGCUCGACUCGGUCGUGCUGCUCACCGCGGUGCUGCUCAGCGUAGUGCUGCUCGUAAUUGAUGUGCUGCUCGAUGCCGCGGUACACGUCAGACUGGUGCUUGUGCUGCUCGACACGCUCGUGCUGGUCAAAGUGGUGCUGCUAGAUUUUGUGGUACUUGAGUCGGUCGUGCUCGUUUGUGAAGUGAUACUCGAUUCCGAUGAGCUGGUCAGUGAUGUGCUGCUGAAUGCUAUCGUUACAGUCACCGAUGUAGUGCUUGACUCAGUGGUGCUGCGCAGCAUGGUGCUGCUUGAUUCUGUCGUGGUGCUCAGUGUCGUGUUGCUUGAUUCCGUGGUGCUCGAGUCGGUCGCGCUGGACAGGGAGGUGCUGUUCGAUCCUGUGGUACUGCUCGACUCCGUAGUGCACGACUCGGACGUCCUGGGCAGCGACGCACUGCUCGAUCCCGUGGUGCUCGACGCUGUCGCGCUGGUCAACGACGUGCUGCUUGACUCGGUGGUGCGUGAGCUGGUCGUGCUGGACAACGAGGUACUGCUCGACUCUGUGGUACUGGAGCCAAUCGUACUGGUCUCGGUCGUGGCUGGUCAGCGGGGUGCUGCACGAAUCUGUGCUUCUGGAGCCAGUCGACUGGUCUCGGUCGUGCUGGUCAGCGGAGUACUGCCCGACUCUGUGGUACUUGAGCCAGUUGUACUGGACUCGGUCGCGCUUGUCGGCGAGGUGCUGCUCGACUCUGCGGUGCUCGAACCCGCGGUGCUGGACUCGGUGGUGCUGGUCAGAAAGGCACUGCUCGACGACGUACUGCUCGACUCUGUGGUACUUGAGCCGGUCGUGCUGGUCAGCGAGGUGCUGCUCGAAUCUGAGGUGCGCGAUCCUGUAGUGCUCGACUCGGUCGUGCUUGUCAGCGACUUGCUGCACGACUCUGCGAUACUUGAGCAAGUAGUGCUGGUCUCGAUCGUGCCUGCUAGCGCGGCGCUGCACGACUCCGUGGUGCUCGAUCCCGCGGUGCUCGACUCGGUCGUGCUGGUCAGCGACAUCCCGCGCACCGACGUGCUGCUCGACUCUGUGGUACUUAAGCCCGUCGUACUGGUCAGCGAGGUGCUGCUCGACUCUGUGGUAAUUGAGACUGACGUGCUCGUCUCGGUCGUAAAGGUUAGCGACGUGCUGCACGACUCUGUGGUACUUGAGCCGGUCGUACUGGUCUCGGUCGUGCUGACCAGCGCGGUGCUGCUCGACUCAAUGGCGUUCGACCCCGCGGUGCUCGACUCGGUCGUGCUGGUCAACGACGCGCUGCUCAGCGUGGUGCUGCUAGCUUUUGUGGUACUUGAGCCGGUCGCGCUGGUCGGCGAGGUGCUGUUCGACUCUGUGGUAAUGGAGCAUGACGUGCUGGUCUCGGUCGCGCAGGUCAGCGGCGCGCUGCUCGACUCUGUGGUACUUGAGCCCGUCAUACUGGUCUCGGUCGUGCUGGCCAGCGUGGUGCUGCUCGACUCCGUG